AUGAGACGGUUUGCACCACACCACAUGCUGGUUACACGGAGUUUAUGGCACUCUGCUGUCUUUUUUCGAGGACGGAGAGAAAUGUUAAAACCCCUGGCGAUGUCAUCAGAAACUCCCGCAUGUGCUGUUGAGGAAGUUGCAACACAUCCUCAAGUUUCAAUUAAUGAAAGUAUUUGCAACUCACUUGACAACCUGCUCGGUGAAACCGCUUCCCAGCGUGCUGCGGUUACGAGGGUCGGAUCUCUACCAUCAUACUACAAACCGAUGAACCUUCGUGGUGUAUUGUAUGAAGGCGAUGUGGCACAACAACUUGCGAAUGCAGCGGAGUUACGAGGUUUCCGAUCGCCUGUUUGGGCUACAAAUGCAUCAUAUAUACGAGGGGGUUACACGGUGCUGGAAUGUGAGGUUGGGGUUGAAGUGAGCACCUCGAUGUUUAACGUGGUUCUUUACAACCUGCAGCAAACGAACUCUCCGGAGGCUGAUUCAUGCGUUGCGCUUGCGUCGGUGAAGGCCAUGCCACUCUGCGCAACGGGGCGACCCUUCUCUCGAAGACUGCGGCUGGUGCUUAUGAGUCACCCCUUCUAUACACGAUUCAAGUCACAAUAUUGGGUAACUGAAGAGGAAGCUGCAGCACUUGGAACAAUGGUGAUGACAAGUGAGCGGGGGCGUUGUGUUCCCGUGCCCUGUCCUCCUACAGUGACUGAAAUGUCUUCCUCCACAAGCCGUGAUCCUCGUGUUGAGGACAGCGAUACUCCUCCAGGGGAAUCUGCUGUUCCUUUGAUGUUGUAUAAUGCGGAGCAAUUGGAGAACCCCAAUGCAGCAAGCAGUGAGACUUGUCCUCGAGUUGAAUGCGUAAAUGCCAAUGGGAGGCGUUAUAGCACUCUCUUGACUAUUCACAUGCGGCGGUAUUGCCAACUGCACCAGUUGUGCACAGAUCCCUUUGCAACAUUUGUCACAUGUGCCCGUCUCCGCUCUCUUGGAGGUGAUAUUGUACCUGGUGCCAGUGUUCCUCUUACUUUGGUUGUGAGAGAUGAAUUAUUGACACUUUAUCAUGUGGAUCAAACAACGAUAUCUAACACGUUAUUUCAGCAUGCCUUGUCUGGCCAGCGGAAGUGUAUGGACCGGGUUUCUGUGAUUCAAGUUUAG
Messenger RNA from Trypanosoma brucei brucei TREU927, 1146 nucleotides. RefSeq lists its product as hypothetical. The transcript has a single exon. Lineage: Eukaryota; Euglenozoa; Kinetoplastea; Trypanosomatida; Trypanosomatidae. The record is from RefSeq and is a predicted model, not a curated record. The coding region runs from base 1 to 1146 and encodes 381 amino acids.